UGGCGCUCCUGCUUAGAUCUAAAAACUCUACACUUUUCAUCUUUUAUAAAUCUUCAACAUUGAUGUCCUUUCCAAGAAUUAAACUCUAAAGUCUCUUCUAUAUCAAAAUGUCCCAAAGAAGAAGACCCAUUUUCCAGAGGGUCUCAAAACUACUAAAAGUCUCGAUCUUGAGAAGACCCAUCAUCCCUAGACUCAAGCUCAUUCCCAUUAAACGAAGAAGAUCAUCCAAAAGGGUCAAACUCCUUCAGCAAUACAACUAUAACUUUCUCCAAGAGUAUCAGUUCUCGCCUUCACGUACAUCGCUUAUUCGUUCCUGUAGGAAGCGAAUUCGGAUAACUAGAGCGGGGCUUAAACGCAUUUACAAGUUAUUGAUUCUUUCACGGUGCAUUGGCUGCAAUGACGAUACAAUAACACAAAGUUGGAUGGAGAUAGAGCCUUUGCAUUAUGCCCUUGGAGUUGCUUCUCCUGCAAGGGAGCUUCCGCAGCCGUUUGAUUACUUCAGCGAAGAUGAUUCAAUUGACUUGAAGGCUGAGAGAUUCAUUGAAAAGUUCUACAAUGAGAUGAAGAUGCAGGCGAGGGUAUUCGCUUGAUUGAAACAUUAUUUACUUUUUUGAAUUUUGGAAUAUUUAUUUUCGUGUUAGUUUUUUCGUUUUGUUGUUAAGUGUCUCCGCAUCAUAUUUUUGAGACCUUUGGAGACUCAUUUAUUUCACUCUACACUAUAUCAGUUUACAAUUUUCAGUUUUA
Messenger RNA from Camelina sativa (false flax), 744 nucleotides. RefSeq lists its product as uncharacterized. The record is from RefSeq and is a predicted model, not a curated record. Lineage: Eukaryota; Viridiplantae; Streptophyta; Magnoliopsida; Brassicales; Brassicaceae.